This is a messenger RNA of Linum trigynum, 5005 nucleotides long. NCBI's taxonomy places the organism in Eukaryota, Viridiplantae, Streptophyta, Magnoliopsida, Malpighiales, Linaceae. The record is from the annotation of a GenBank genome assembly.
GACAUUUAGCAAUUUUUAGGGCGAAAUUUAGCGAUUAAGUAAAAAAGAAACCAAACAAAGAUCAAAGAAGAUACCAAACCUCUACGAAAAACUUGUGUAAUUUUUUACCAUGUAAAACGGCAAGGAAGACACCGAUGAAUCCCAUCAAACCAGGGUAAAAAUCCUAUUAUGGUUAGGUUAAUCGAUUGAUUUUUCUGCAGAGGAUCUUUUGUCCCAGUCCACUCAGGUUAGUUACUACGAGACUACAAAAAACUUCUCCUCCCGAUUUCACUGCCCUUCUUUUCUCACUGUCCGCCCCAAUCUCGCGAUACAACAACCCUUGACGAUCCAACCAAAAUACCGCCACACGGGAAAACGAGAGAGAUAAAAGGGGAAGGCAGAGCAAAGGGGAGAGAAGAAAGAGCAAAAACCAGACACACAGAGAAAAGUGGCGAAGAGAUAGAGAGAGAGAGAGAGAUACAGAGAGUGGCACUGUGGAAUCGCGAAUACAACAGUGAAAGCACGGGAAAGCAAGGAAGGGAGAAGGGUUUUUUUCCACCAUCGUUCUUUGCGGGUAUGUGAAUGGCUUUUGGAGCUUACAGAGGAGAAGGAUUCAGAGUGGGUUCGUGAUCGUGGUCUGCUCCGUACAAGGUUACAGAGAAGGAUUCAGAGUGGUAAAAUGUUAAAAAGCGUUUUCAGUCAGUGGGGGAGACUUGCAGUUGCUUCUUCUUCUUCCUUUUUUCCUUUUUUCCCCCUUUCCCCUGUUUUUUCUUCCUUUUUCCCUUUCUUCUCUGCCCACUGUCCGAUUAAACAAGAAUUGUCUCUAAUGCUGUCUUUACUACGACUGCAUGAAAUCAGAAUCCCCGAUUUCUCCAUCACCACUCUCCGCCUUUUGGGUUAAUUAACAGGGACGGCCAAAUCUUAGAUAAGCAGCAAACGAAAAAGCUUCCACACUCUUCCCUCUCUGUAGACAGAACUGUACUCUUCCCUCCCUUUUUCUGUUCAGUUUCUCUCCUUGUCUCAUUCAGCCCCGUUUUUGGUUAAUGUGCUGAAAUUUUGUAACCAAACUUCUUCUUUAGCGCUUUUGGGUUGUGGGGUUUUGUAGAAAUGUUUGAGUUUUUGUUGCUUUAACCCGAAAGGAGCAAUCUUUUCUAGUCUCUAGUCGUUUCCUCUGUUCUUCUGCAACUUCCAACUUCUGGGUAAUUUUGGGGGGAGAGGGGGAUUGCUGUAAUUUUCGUUUUCCCCAAUCUGGAUUCCUUCCAUUUUUUCUGGGUUUUGAUUUUGUUUCAUUUCAUUUCCCCAAUUUGCAGAGCAGAGAAUCGGCGGUGGAGCAAAUGAAAGAGUUACUGGAGAAGAGCUUGGAUCCACAGCUAUGGCACGCUUGUGCAGGGAGUAUGGUUCAAAUCCCACCUCUCAACUCGAAAAUCUUCUACUUUCCACAAGGCCACGCAGAGCACUGCCAAUCCCCCGUCGAUUUCCCCUUUUCCUCCGCCCCUGCCUCCAAAAUCCCGGCCUCUAUCCUCUGCCGCGUCGCCGCCGUGAGGUUCCUCGCCGACCCGGAAACCGACGAGGUCUACACCAAGAUGAGCCUCGUCCCCCUCCCGCCAGACGAGGAGCUCGAUUUCGACGACGAAAUCGGCAGCGGAGUCCAAGAGAAGCCGGCUUCCUUCGCCAAGACCCUCACCCAAUCCGACGCGAACAACGGCGGCGGAUUCUCGGUUCCGCGUUACUGCGCCGAGACGAUUUUCCCCAGGCUGGAUUACACGGCGGAUCCUCCCGUCCAGACGGUGGUAGCUAAGGACGUCCACGGUGAGGUUUGGAAGUUCAGACACAUCUACAGGGGAACUCCCAGGAGGCAUCUGCUGACUACUGGGUGGAGCACGUUUGUCAAUCAGAAGAAAUUGGUGGCCGGGGACUCAAUCGUGUUUCUCAGGGCGGAGAACGGCGAUCUCUGCGUCGGUAUCCGCCGCGCCAAGCGAGGGAUUGGCGGCGGCAGCGGGCCAGGAUGGUCCUCGUCUUCUUUCCCCCAAUCUGGUUGGGGCAUUAACGCAAACACUUGCGGGGCAACUGGGAUGGCGAACCCGUACAGCAAUUUUUCGGUUUUUCUGAAGGAGGAUGAGAGCAAGGCAUCGAGAAAUGGAAGCUGCGGUGGGAAGGGAUCGGCGGCGGCGACGAAAGUGAAAGCGGAGGAGGUUUUGGAGGCGGUGAGAUUGGCUGCAAGUGGGCGGCCGUUUGAUGUUUACUAUUACCCCAGAGCUAGUACUCCAGAGUUCUGUGUGAAAGCUUCUUCGGCUAGAGCUGCGAUGAGAAUCCAUUGGUGCCCUGGGAUGAGGUUCAAGAUGCCCUUUGAGACUGAAGAUUCUUCGAGGAUUAGUUGGUUCAUGGCUACUGUGGCUUCUGUUCAGGUUGCGGAUCCCAUUCGCUGGCCGAAUUCGCCAUGGCGCCUUCUCCAGGUGACAUGGGAUGAACCGGAGCUGCUGCAAAACGUGAAACGAGUCAGCCCAUGGUUGGUUGAACCAGUUACGAACAUACCAAUGAUCCAACCAUCAGCUUUCUCCUCGCCGCCAAGAAAGAAGUUUCGGUUCCCAUCAGGACCAUUCGACUUCCCACUUGAUGGCCAACUCCAGUUGCCGUCGUUCUCAGGCAACAACAACGCCCUUUCGUCCAGCAGCAGCCCAUUUUGUUAUUUGUCAGAUAACAGUGCACCUGCAGGCAUACAGGGAGCCAGGCAUGCUCAUAUCGGGGUAUCUUUAUCCGAUCUCCACCACAUUAACCACAACAAAUUCCACCACCACCCACCAACAGGAGCACUAUUCCCGCCCAAUCUCCACCAGUUCAAUCCACCACCACCACCACCAUCUCUACAUUGUUCCAGAAUCUCCGAGAGCAGCAAUGAGACGGUAUCUUGCUUGCUAACUAUUGGCAAUGGCAACUCCAGCUCUUCUUCAAGCCUAGAGAAACCUUCUUCUUCUUCUCAAGAGAAGAAGAAGCAGUUCUUCCUCUUUGGUCAGCCGAUACUCACAGAACAACAAAUCUCCCACAAUCAUUCGAGCGAAUCCAUCUCGAGAAGUUCGUGCGACGAGAUGCAAAUCUCGUCGCUGGAGAAGCCCUCUACUGCUGGUGCAUGGAACCAGAGUUGUACCUCCAAUGCCGGGGGCCACAAUUGCAAGGUGUUCAUAGAAUCAGAAGAUGCAGGGCGGUCAAUCGACCUCACGGCCUUUGCUUCAUACGAGGAGCUAUAUACGAGUCUGGCACACAUGUUUGGAAUGGAAAGAGCCGUGAUACUCAGUCACGUUCUCUAUCGGGAUACAACUGGUGCUGUCAAGCGAACCGGUGAUGAACCAUUCAGUGUGUUCUCGAGGACUGCAAGUAGAUUGACCAUACUGGUAAACCCUGCAGGGAAUGACAGUGCUUCCAGGACAUGGAUGACGCGGAGUGCUGAAAGUGGACUGGAGGCUUCAAACAAGAGAGGGCCAUUGAGCAUAUUCGCUUAGAAGAAGAAGAAGAAUCAAUUGGAGCGUGUAGGAAGGAGCUGUUAUAAAUGUUAAUGAAUUGUGAAUGUUAUGUAGCUAUGAAGCAAGACGUUGACUGUGAUUUGCUGUGGUUGUGGAACAUGUUCUUCUCUUGCUGACUUUCUGAUGCAGAAACCUGCUGUAUUGUACUACUGGAACUUGCUCUACGGUUUAAUGAACUCCGUGUUUUUUUUCUAAUUCCAAUUUUAAAGGGUAAAUGUCAUAUUUGAUAUCACUGAUAAUACUAAAUCGUGUCAGGUUUAGUCACUAGAAAAUUUUAAUAUUAAUUUUGGUUACUCGAAUUACUGAAAUAGGUCACAUUUAGUUAGUAGAAAAUUUUAAUAUUAAUUUUGGACGAAAAUUAAUGGGAGAGUGACUAAAUGUGACAUGUUUCCGUAAUUCGAGUGAUCGGAGUUGGACGAAGGCUAACGAGAGAGUGACUAAAUGUGACCUAUUUCAGUAAUUCGAGUGACUAAAGUUUAUAUUUAAUUUUUCUAGUGACUAAACGUGGCACGAUUUAGUAAUCUCAAUGACCAAAUGUGGUAUUUACCCCAAUUUUAAAUGUUGCGAUUCAUUUCGGACUAAGAGUGAAAAUUACAUUUCACAACUCUAACAAACACAAUCUCUCCCCAUUAGCACGAGAUUUUUAUUUUUAUUAUUAUGACUUAUGAGCGCAGAUUGCAACUCCACAUAUACGAUUUGUGAAUUAUUUUUAACAGCAAGUUGAAAGGAGAGCAUCGAGAUUCACAGGAUAUGAAAUACACAUUUUAUUGUUGAUAUUGUUUAAAGAUGAGUAUCAUCUAACCACGGAAUAUGAAUCAAACAAAUCAAGACCGUUGAUUUACUACUCUAUCGUUAAUUUCGUUUUAAGGUAGCUAUUAAUACAGAAUAAAAUAUUCUUAUAGUAACCAAAAUUGUUUUAUUUGAGUUCUUUUUGGGAAGUGGUUACUAGUACUUGAAAUUGGUUUCCAUUUGGAAUUUUUUAUUAAUUAUUUUUGGUAAUAAUUUUUAUUAAUUAUUAAGUUGGAAGUAAUUAAUUGUUUGCGUGGGGAUGGGGAAUAUAAUAAAGAAAUAAAGCGGGGAAUCCAAAUUCGGGAUAGAAAAAGGCAUGGGGAUUGGAGCGAACCCUGGAAACAUGCUCCGGCCGGGUCGGGUGUUGACUUCUAUUGCUUUAACUGACUCCCACGCCCGCCCGCCCGCGGUCCCGCCAAUUUUGACGCCCAGCCUGGGUUCGGGUUCGGGCCCGGUCGGGCCAUGGGUGUGGGUUCGCCCGGGCCUUACUAUUUUUUUAUGGGUUAAUUGCAAGGAUGGUCAAUGGGUUUACUAAAAACGUUCAUGUUUGGUCACUGCAAAUAUUUAAUUUCAUUUAUGGUCACUAAGAUUAGUUCAAUAGUUCAAGUUUGGUCACUCUCCGUUAGUUUUUGCUGAUGUGGCAGUCAACUAUUAAAGUUGACUGUUAAAUGAGUGACGUGGCCAUUAAAAAAAUAUUAAAAUAAUAAAAUUUAAAUAUUUAC